Molecule: messenger RNA, 1927 nt
Organism: Hippocampus comes (tiger tail seahorse)
Lineage: Eukaryota; Metazoa; Chordata; Actinopteri; Syngnathiformes; Syngnathidae
Gene: gpr119
Product: G protein-coupled receptor 119
Exons: 2
Coding region: 253-1443 (396 amino acids)
Biological process (GO): G protein-coupled receptor signaling pathway
Cellular component (GO): membrane
Molecular function (GO): G protein-coupled receptor activity
Source: RefSeq, a predicted model, not a curated record
UUAUUUCCACCAUUUUAUUUUUUUUUCAGAAUCGCGACCCUAUCAUGGAAAUCCUUUAACGUGAGGUCCUUUCAUGCAUGGCUGUGAAAAAACAUCAUUAGCCAUAUCUGUUUGUGUGUGAAGCUGAGUGGAAAAUGUCCCGUAAUGGCAAAUGUCUCUCCCGAGGGCGGGUGGGAGUAAAGUAGGUCUGCCAGGUUGUACGUUAACUCGAGCUGCUGUUUUUUUGAAAACGACUCAACCGUACAGGACCCAAUGCGGGGAUGUCUGAAAAAGCUUCAUUUAAUAAAGUCACUGGCUGGUCGAUGGCGGCGGGAGUGCACGAGUCGCUCACGCAGCCUGUGUCUGGAUCGCGAGAGGACUAGAGCGAGCAUGACUGCGGCCACGGGUGACGGGUUGAAGCCACGGGUGACGGGUUUCAUCCUGAGCGUGGCCUCCUGCCUCAUCGUGGGCACCAACCUUCUGGUGGCUGCAGCCCUCCUGCGCCUUCUGACUAAAAGGUGCAGCCAGAGCUGGUGCUUCGUCCUCAACCUCGCCCUGGCUGACAUCCUGGUGGGCUUGGCCAUUACCGGUCUGGCCACAGAGGACUUCGGUACCAACGUCACCUCCACCGACUACCACCACCACCACCAUCACUACUACCGUCAAGGUGCCGGGAACUUCACAUCCCCGGCUCCGGGAAAGAGCCGCUGUUUGAUGCGGAUGGCCUUCGUGAUGUCGCCGUGCACGGCGUCCAUUUUGUCCAUGUUUCUGAUUUCGCUGGACCGCUACGCCGCCAUCAAGGUGCCCCUGAGGUACACCAGGUUUUCUGGAAAGGGGACGGCGGUCGGUUCCCUGGUGGCUCUUUGGGCUUGUUCGGUCAUUGUGGGAUUCUUACCAGUGAUGGUCCGCCAGCUGCAGACGGACGGCUACGGUGGCCUGUGCGCCUUCUUCUCCGUCAUCUACCCGACGGGCAUCAUCGUCCUGUUCAGCGUGUGUUUCUUCCCCGUCCUCUCCGUGUUUGUGUACAUCUACAUGGACAUCCUAAAGAUCGCCUGUGGCCAUCAACGCCAGAUCUUCCAGAUCAGCCAGGCGGGCUCCCGGACCACCGCAGGCCACCGGCACUCUUCCCAGUGGCCCCAAGCGAGGAGCCGGUACUGGAGCCACGUCAAGGCCCUGAGGACCGUGGCCUUGCUGGUGGGCUGCUUCCUGACCCUGUGGUGCCCCUUCUUCGUGGUGAGCAUCGUGCAGCUGCUGUGUAAAAGCUGCCGGCUCAUCACGGUGUUGGAGAAUCACCUGUGGCUGCUGGGCAUGUCCAACUCGCUCAUCAAUCCACUAGUCUACGCCUGUUGGCAGAGGGAGGUGAGGACGCAGAUAGCGGACAUGUUUGCGUGCCUGGCGGGAAGGGGGUCGGCUCCUGGACCGGUCUUGGGGGUUGGAGACCUUCAGUCGCAAGCGCAGACUUGAACUGGUGGCUGAACCCCGCAAUUCCGCUUCGCUGGAGCCUAAACCGUCUUACUUUUGGCAAGAAUAGGCACUUCCAUGUCAUAUGACCAAAGCAGAGUGAAGGAGAAAGACUCUGAUGGGAUUCCAACCCAGAACCCUUUGACUCUGAGGCCGAUUUACUCACCACUUACCUCAUUGGUUCACCACCAACAAUUGCUUGUGCGUUUCAAAGUACAUCCUGGUCGUACAUUCUGUGCUUUAUUUCUAACUGACGUACUGUAAGACUGUCGUUGCUGGAGAUAACAAACCCAAGCAAGCGUCCGAUGGUUUAUCUCAAGGUUUUCCUCUGUCGAGUUGAUUAUUUAGUCAUGGAAACGUCCUGGUUUGCUCCACUCUCAAUAAAUCUGCCACCAGGCCACGUGGAUGGGGCUCAGCUUGGAUCCAUAUUGACUUAAGUGUGACUGCAGGCUGCAGUGUCGAUGUAACCUAAUCAGGCAAGGCAGGU